Molecule: messenger RNA, 1030 nt
Organism: Staurois parvus
Lineage: Eukaryota; Metazoa; Chordata; Amphibia; Anura; Ranidae
Source: the annotation of a GenBank genome assembly
UUUGGAGCUCCCAUGGCCGGUGCUCGGCGCUCUCUCCUGGGGUCAUGGCUGUGUCUGGGGGUAUUGUUGGGUCCCCUGUUGUCGGCUGUGUUGGCCCUGGAGCCGAUCACCACAGCUGUAGCCAUAGCCGCCGUCUCUGCACUGACCGGAUACCUGUCCUAUCCCCGCUUCUACUGCGGCCGUCUAGUGGAGUGCUGUGAGGAGAACGCUUAUAACAGUACAGCUUUCCAGGAAGACUUGGGAAAUAAACUGUUUGGGCAGCACCUGGCCCAUGACGUCAUCUUCCGAGCAAUCACAGGGUUUAUGAACAAUGAAAACCCCAAAAAACCCCUGGCUCUAUCCCUGCAUGGCUGGACCGGCACCGGCAAGAACUUCGUUAGCAAACUCAUCGCAGAGAACAUUCAAGAGAAGGGGAUGAACAGCAAAUACGUCCAUCUUUUCGUGUCAACUAUGCAUUUCCCACACAACAACCUAAUUCAUCUCUACAAGGAUCAAAUACAGUCUUGGAUUCGUGGAAAUGUCUCCAGCUGUCCUCGAUCCAUAUUCAUAUUUGAUGAGAUGGACAAGUUGCAUCAAGGGCUUAUUGACACAAUCAAGCCGUUCCUGGACUAUUAUGAGCAGAUUGACGGCGUGUCGUACCGUAAAGCUAUCUUCAUUUUCCUCAGCAAUGCAGGGGGCGAUGUGAUCAACAAAGUGGUGCUGGAAUCCGGAAAGAGGAGAGAGGAUCUAGAGCUGCAGGAUCUGGAGCCUGUGCUUUCUGUCCAAUUAUUCAACAAUAAAGAUAGUGGCUUUUGGCACAGCAGCCUGAUUGACAAGAACUUGAUUGACUUCUAUGUCCCUUUUCUACCACUGGAGCACAGACAUGUAAAGCAGUGCGUCAUGGCGGAGCUAAGACAUCGGGGAAAAAUGCCCAAUGAAGAGCUGGCAUCCCGUCUGGCCAAUGAGAUGACUUAUUUCCCUAAGAAUACUCGAAUGUUUUUCUGAUAAAGGUUGCAAAACUGUCACAACAAAACUGAACCUUUAUCUCUAG